Messenger RNA from Podospora pseudocomata, 3918 nucleotides. It is a transcript of the gene GEA2, whose product is annotated as GDP/GTP exchange factor for ARF. Gene Ontology annotation, molecular function: guanyl-nucleotide exchange factor activity. Gene Ontology annotation, biological process: regulation of ARF protein signal transduction. The transcript is spliced from 3 exons. Bases 1 to 3918 code for a protein of 1305 amino acids. The record is from RefSeq and is a predicted model, not a curated record. NCBI's taxonomy places the organism in Eukaryota, Fungi, Ascomycota, Sordariomycetes, Sordariales, Podosporaceae.
AUGGAGACUGGGGGUGGGGGGACGGGGAGUGAGGAGGCUGUGGGGGUUUUGGAGAAGGGGGAGGAGGGGGAGGUAUCGGUUGAGGGGGGUGAUGGGGUGGUUGAGGGAGAAGGGGGUGAGACGACUGAGAAGACGGCUUUGUUGGAGACGUCGGCGGUUGAUGAGCCGAGGCUUUCAUCGAGUUCGGAAAAGGCGAGCAGUACUGAGGAAACGGCUGCUGCUGGAGAACAAGGGAGGCCGAGUACGAGUUCUAACACGGAAAUCAGCUCUGAGUCGUUUGACCUACGGCCUUAUUCGUUACCAUCGGUCCGCGAGCUUUUCAGGGUGCUGGUUAGCUUCUUGGACCCUCAUGACCGCCGCCAUCCCGAUCAAAUGAGAGUCAUGGCUCUCAGGAUCAUCCACGUGGCGCUUGAGGUGGCAGGGCCAUCGAUUGCCAGGCACCCAGCGCUUGCGGCGAUUGCAGAGGAUCAGCUGUGCUGCUAUCUCUUCCAGCUUGUACGCUCCGAUAAUAUGGCCGUGCUGCAGGAAGCGUUGAUUGUGGCCAGCACCCUUCUUUCAACCUGCAGACAUGUUCUAAAGCUUCAGCAGGAGCUGUACCUGUCUUACUUGGUCGCUUGCCUUCAUCCAGCGGUGGAGAUCCCUCGAGAGCCAGGCAUUGACCCCAGUCUUUAUUCGGGCAUCCCACAGUCGCCAAAGUUGGUCAAACCACCACCAUCGCAGCAAGGUAGUGGCCGUUCUACGCCUGUUCCAGUCAAGGACCGCCAAAAGUUGGGGCUGGAAGGGGGCGCGCGCAAACCAGAUGCCAGACAGGCCAUGGUUGAGAAUAUUGGAGUGCUGGCUCGCAUGCCUACCUUUAUGGUGGAUCUGUUUGUCAACUAUGACUGCGAUGAGGAUAGGGCUGAUCUGUGUGAGGACAUGAUCGGUCUGUUGUCAAGAAAUGCGCUCCCAGACUCGGCUACUUGGAGCACGACAAGCGUGCCACCUCUCUGUUUGGAUGCGCUACUUCGCUUCAUCCAGUACAUUGCAGAAAGACUUGACCAGACCCCUGAAACAGAGGGCUAUCCCGACCCGGAAGUACUCAGAGAAAAGAGGCGAAGGAAAAAGCUCAUCAUCAAGGGCGCAAACAAGUUCAACGAAAAUCCAAAGGGCGGCUUGGCAUAUCUCCAGGAAAAGGGGAUCAUUGCCGACGCUAAAGACCCAGUCUGUGUGGCCAAGUUCUUGUCGGGUACGACAAGAGUCAACAAGAAGCAGCUUGGCGAGUUCCUCACCAAGAGAGGCAACGAGGCUAUUCUAGAUGCGUUUAUGGACCAGUUUGACUUCUCUGGAAAGAGAGCAGACGAGGCGCUGCGCAUGAUGUUGGGAACUUUCCGCCUGCCUGGCGAAGCGCCUCUGAUUGAGAGGGUGGUUGUUUCAUUCUCGGAAAAGUACUUCAAGUCGGAGCCUGAGGGCAUCGCAGACCAGGACUCGGUCUAUGUCCUCUCCUACGCGAUCAUCAUGCUGAAUACGGACCAGCAUAAUCCAACCAUCAAGAAAGAAGCUCGCAUGAACGAGGCGGCCUUUGCGAGGAACUUGCGGGGUGUCAAUGGCGGGAAGGAUUUCCCUCCGGAGUAUAUCCAUGACAUCUUCCACGCCAUCAGCACGAACGAGAUCAUCCUGCCUUCUGAGCAUGACAACAAGCAUGCGUUUGACUAUGCCUGGAAGGAGCUGCUUCUCAAGUCUGACUCGGCCGGGCCGCUGGUGUUGUGCGAUACGAACAUUUAUGAUGCCGACAUGUUUGCCACGACGUGGAACGCGAUUGUGUCGUGUUUGUUUUUUGUUUUCAUGUCGGCGACGGAUGAUACGGUUUAUGCAAGGGUGAUUACCGGGUUCGAUGAGUGCGCAAGGAUCGCGACCAAGUACGGGAAUAGCGAGGCGCUGGAUGAGAUUGUGUAUCGGUUGGGCUAUAUCUCGACUCUGAGCAGUGAGGGAGGGUCGAAUACGACGCUUAAUACCGAGGUGCAGGUUGGGGAGAAUAGUGUUAUGGUGAGUGAGCUGGCGGUCAAGUUUGGGAGGGAUGUGAGGCCGCAGUUGGCGACGUUGGUGUUGUUUAGGGUUGUUACUGGGAGUGAGCCGGUGAUCAAGAAGAGUUGGAAGCAUAUCAUUCGGAUAUGGCUGAACCUGUUUGUCAACUCGCUUAUACCGCCGUUCUUCUCGACAGAAGAGGAUAAGCUCUCGCUGCCGCCUAUUCCUCUGCAGCCGCCAUCUCAAGUCAUUGAUCGGGGUGCCAAGCAGAACGAGACAGGCUUCUUCUCGGCAUUCACCUCGUAUAUCUCAAGCUAUGCGGCCGAUGACCCGCCUGAACCUUCAGAUGAGGAAUUGGAGAGCACGCUCUGCACUGUCGACUGCGUCAACCAGUGUCACAUGGGGGAUGUGUUUGCCAAUGUCUCGAGCCUACCAAGUCACAAUCUUGAAGCACUGGUAGAUUCUUUGCUGGCACAAAUUCCAGAAGACAAUGGGUCGACCGUCAUCACUGUCAAGGCCGAGAAUAUCCCACCGUCUGGAACUAACGGACAGAAACCUCGUCAGACCACCGCCGUCUACGACCCGGGGUUGGUAUACAUCUUGGAGUUCUGCACAGUCCUCGCCCUUCGUGAUGAGACCACCAUCGAGGUUCUCGGCAAGCGGGUCGUGGAAGUUAUCCAGGAGAUCCUGAGAGAUGUUCCUCGGUACCAUCCUGUCCUCAUCGAGAGAGCCACCUUCUACCUCUUCAACCUCCUCCAAGCAAGCUACGAGUUUGACUACGUCCGCGUUCCCAUCCUCCUUCACACCGUCUCCAGCUUCCCCAAAGACACCCUCAUAAAGACUUCUGGUCUCGUCCUCCGCGGCCUAAAGCUCUGCAUCGAAAAGCCAUGCCCUCUCCGAAAUGAGAUGAUGACCUCACCCGACUUUUGGGUCAUCCUCCAGACCCUCGCCACCAACCCAGACUCAGCAGAGGCCGUCUUUGAGAUUCUGGAGACGGGUGUUAUCAACAGCAACCCCUCGGCAAUCAUGGCGGACAACUACGAGGCGUCUCUCUCGUUGCUCAACGAAUAUGCCAGCAUGGCGAGCGUCGGCGCGGUAGCAGAGCAGCAAAACGACCGCAAGGUCAAGGGCCGCAAAUUCAUUGCCAAGAAGCUUGAGAAACCAAGCGACAACAAGGUUGUCGAAAGGGGCGUUAGGGCCCUGGAGGGAAUCUACAAGCUCACAUCUCGCAUCCCCGGUCUCAUGUCCCAGAGUCAUCUAGAGAGCAGGGAGGCGUGGUCGGCGUAUUGGCUUCCUGUUUUCCAGGCCCUAACAACGCAGUGCACGAACCCCUGUCGGGAGAUUAGACAUUUGGCGUUUUCUAGCCUGCAGAGGACGCUGCUUAGCCCAGAUCUGACGUCCCAGGAGGAGCAUGAUGAGUGGACGGCGAUUUUCGGGGAGGUGCUGUUCCCGCUUAUCUUGAGGCUGUUGAAGCCGGAGGUUUUCAGCUCGGAUCGGGACGGGAUGAGCGAGACGAGGGUGCAGGCUGCGAGCUUGCUGAGCAAAGUUUUCUUGCAGUAUUUGGUCAUGCUGAGCGAGUGGGAGGGGCUGUUGGGGUUGUGGGUGAGGAUUAUUGAGAUUAUGGACCGGUUGAUGAAUAGUGGGCAGGGGGAUAGUUUGGAGGAGGCUGUUCCGGAGAAUUUGAAGAAUGUGUUGCUUAUUAUGGCGAGUAAUGGGUACUUGGUGCCGCCGAGCAAGAACCCCGAGAGGGAGGAGCUGUGGAACGAGACGUGGAAGAGGAUUGAUAGGUUUCUGCCGGGGUUGAGGGCGGAUUUGGCGCUGGAUGUGCCUGAGGAGGUGGUGCCGGCGGCUAGGGGGGAGCAGCAGGCGGUGCAGCCUCAAGGGGAGGAGGGGAAGGUGGAAGGGGCGGCGGCGUGA